GGCCGCGCUUCCGGGCGGUGGCGGCGGUUCCGGUGCCGGUGAGGAGAUGGCGGCGGGCGGCGGCGACCCGCGGGCGGCGGACGUGGAGGAGGACGCCUCGCAGCUCGUCUUCCCCAAAGAAUUUGAAACUGCGGAAACUCUUCUGAAUUCAGAAGUACAUAUGCUUCUUGAGCAUCGUAAGCAGCAGAACGAGAGUGCAGAAGAUGAGCAGGAGCUUUCAGAAGUCUUCAUGAAAACCCUGAACUACACAGCACGCUUCAGCCGCUUCAAAAACCGUGAAACUAUUGCUAGUGUCCGUAGUUUGCUGCUCCAGAAAAAGCUCCAUAAAUUUGAAUUGGCGUGUUUGGCCAACCUGUGCCCAGAGACAGCUGAGGAGGCAAAAGCUUUGAUUCCUAGCCUGGAGGGACGAUUUGAAGAUGAGGAAUUGCAGCAGAUUCUUGACGACAUUCAAACUAAACGCAGCUUCCAGUAUUAAGGUUAACCCUCAACCCCUUUACCUGAACAGCAGAACCUGGGAACUUGGAUUGUUUCCUCAGCCCUCUGGACCUAAGCAAGGGGACUUGUGGAUGCAGGGUGUUCCAGUGCUUGUCAUUCACAGGUGCAGUCAGGCUGGAGAUCAGGUAGUCCUGUUGGUUUGUUCCACACAUAUGUUGGUAAGGAUGCCUGGAUUGUGAGAGGAAAAGAACCUGAAAAAUUUUUACCAGUGUCCCAAGCAUUUGUUUUUCGUACAGUCCCUCUCCCACAUUCCAGAAUUUUCAAUGUGUUUCAGGUGUUUUUUUGUUUUGUUUUUUAACUAAAAGAAACUUGUUCCUGAAAGUUUAGUGGUGGGUGACAUCCAUUUCUGUGGGGUUUAUUUGUUUGUUUAUUUUUGGGGGGGGUUUGUGUUUUUUUUUUUUAAUUCUUUGAUCAGGACAGUGGAUUUUUGCAGCUUCAAUACUUUUCUAUUGCUUAGUGUAAAUUAAAAAAUAUUUCUAAUUAA
Messenger RNA from Calypte anna (Anna's hummingbird), 979 nucleotides. It is a transcript of the gene POLR2D, whose product is annotated as RNA polymerase II subunit D. Gene Ontology annotation, cellular component: P-body; RNA polymerase II, core complex. The transcript has 4 exons. Lineage: Eukaryota; Metazoa; Chordata; Aves; Apodiformes; Trochilidae. Gene Ontology annotation, biological process: nuclear-transcribed mRNA catabolic process, deadenylation-dependent decay; positive regulation of translational initiation; transcription initiation at RNA polymerase II promoter. The coding region runs from base 47 to 475 and encodes 142 amino acids. Gene Ontology annotation, molecular function: translation initiation factor binding; nucleotide binding. The record is from RefSeq and is a predicted model, not a curated record.